AUGGCGCAUAUAGUCAACGCAAAUCCAGCAGACGACGACGAACUUGAUAAUGAUCCAGGAGCAUAUAUUGUUAGGUUUGGCAAACACGCUGGCAAACAGCUCGAUUCCAUCCCCACUGACUACAGGCUGUGGGCAACAGCAGCCGAAUGUCAACAUUUCCACUGGAGGCCAAUGAUUGAUAUGAAGAACAACUUCUUCUCCAAACCUCUGAAGCCUACAUUUUGUCGUUCGGAAAGCAUAAAAACAAAAGACUCGACGAAGUACCAGAAGAUUACAUUUGUACCAAAGCCUGGUGAAGGCACACCGUCGUUACCUGGACAAGGCAGUACCGGGGUUACACGCUCAGUUUUGCCUACGAGCAGGCGUGGUUUCAUUAAUUUUUGUCUGAGAACGGAGCAUAGCAAUUUUAAGUGGUAUCACAAGUUCGAAGACCUAGUCCGGAGGUACAAGGCGCAUCUCGCGACCCACCGACGGCCACACCGCAGAAGAAAACCGGCGAAUGUGCAAAAUCCCGCAGGGGAACUUCUGGGAUCAUGGGACGACCGUGGUUCUGUGGAGCCAGGUGGUAGCUAUAUGCGGGACGGCUUUGUCGUCAAUGACGGUGAGGGGGAAGACGAAUACGAAGAUUCCCAAGAGGAAGGUAGCGGUUCCGAAUCGGACAAUAGCAAUGACGACUGCGGAUUCGACGAUGAUUUUCAGGGUGAAGAGGUGUAUGAUGAUUCUGAAGUCAAUACAGCCGACAACCUAGACGGAUCAAGUCCACAGAUAGAACGGUCCUCUCGCACGUGUGUGGGUGUCUCUCAAACCUCGGACUCGGACUCGGAUUCAGAUGAUGAUACGUUUCUGGACGAAUUGCCCAAGAAGAUCAGGGCGAAACGUGUUUCGGGGAAAAGAAAGGCAGAGCCCUCACGAAAACGCCGCAAAUGUGCUGAUCAUUCUAUGAGCUGUUUACGCAUUUUCUCAAGUGCCAUGAUGACAGGUCCCCGCCUAGUCCAUGAUAGGCCUACCCAGAAUGAUUUCCACUCUGGUGCAGAGCCCGUUGCUUCAACUUCGCAUCUUGAUGAACAAGAAUCUCCCUAUCAACUCUCUCGCUCUGAGUCGUCUCAGGAAUCCUCUGCAAGUUCAAGCACAGCCAAUGGAUCGCAAAUUGAAGAUGAGUCUUCACAAGCGACAACGAGAAGUUAUCGGAUGAUGGUUUUAACCUUCCUCCCUCACUCUUGGGAAGCUAUUAUCUAUGAGGCCGCCUUUCAUUUCCGAGCUCAGAAGUUACGUGAAAGCAGUGCGAAAAUCUUGACCACUGCCACUUUCAUCGUAAUCUGA
Suillus subaureus is the source of this 1320-nucleotide messenger RNA. RefSeq lists its product as uncharacterized. The coding region runs from base 1 to 1320 and encodes 439 amino acids. The record is from RefSeq and is a predicted model, not a curated record. NCBI's taxonomy places the organism in Eukaryota, Fungi, Basidiomycota, Agaricomycetes, Boletales, Suillaceae. The transcript is spliced from 7 exons.